Molecule: messenger RNA, 5513 nt
Organism: Cheilinus undulatus (humphead wrasse)
Lineage: Eukaryota; Metazoa; Chordata; Actinopteri; Labriformes; Labridae
Product: ataxin-1-like
Exons: 3
Coding region: 2247-4310 (687 amino acids)
Biological process (GO): nervous system development; negative regulation of transcription by RNA polymerase II
Cellular component (GO): nucleus
Molecular function (GO): protein binding; RNA binding
Source: RefSeq, a predicted model, not a curated record
AAGCAUCUUGAAUUGAAAAGUAUGAUAUAUUUGACACUCAUACUGUCAAAAUAGUUUUAAUAGUGAUAAUUUAUGGUGAAAAUAUUUUUUUUUUAAAUUGUAAAUACAUAGAAGUAAAAUUAAAACAAAAAUCUGUCCCUGAAAACCUGUCCAGUAAAUAAAGAAACCUCUAAGUACCAGGUUGUUGAGCUUUUUUGUUAAAUAUAAAUUCAUAAAAACAUUGGAAAAUCAAAUUUGCUUUUUUGCAUAACAUCCAUAGAAUAAUUUAGAAUUUAUUUUAAGGAUUUUUUUUGCCAAAAAUAACCCAUAGUUAUUUAAUCCUAAUCCAUACUGCUUCAUAAUUGAAGAAAUAUAAAUUUACUCUCUGGUAAUUGUGAUACUCAUAAUGAACCCACACAAUCACAGCCGAGCAGAGCAGACAGCGCUCAUGCCCACACAACCUCACAUCGCACAUCGUCUUCACAGAGCAUUCACUAUAAAAAAAAUCAAAGUAAUCUCCUCCUAAAUGUCACAGGAGACUUUCUUGGCAAUUGUUGUUCUGCUGUGAGGAUAUUUCACUGUGGCCUUCAGGCUGAUGUGCCUGCACACACACCUCCAAGUCUGAUUAACUUUCCAUUCCAUUGAGGUUGAGAAGUUAGACAAGGUUAGCCUCUAAUUCACUGUUGGUGGAUACAAGCCUGUACCUUGCUACCAGCUUGGAUAAAUUGCUCUUAGAGUGAUUGAAGAAAAAAAAAAGAUUGCUUUUAAAAAAUUAACCACCCUUGAUGGAUUGAUUGCGUCAUUAAAUCCUUUAGAUUCAAUUUUCCCACUCUGCUUCCAUUUAUUAUUGUUCCUGUUCCACAUUUCUGCUCUGCUAAUCAGCAUAAGCCUGUUUGAACCUUUGCUUUUUUUGGCUGGGUGCAGAUGUGUGAUUUGCAUGGUGUUGCAUUUUCAACCUUGGGCCUAUUUACUAUUUUCUAAAAAUAAAGAAUAUUUUUCGUAAUGACAGGUUUUGGAUUUCUUGCUGUGAAAAAAGCAACACUGCUCUCACAAAAAUGCAGUCCUAAUAAGCCAUACCAAGCACACAUCUGUUGCACUUGACUGAAUCACUGAAGCAGAAUCAUUCACAGCUCUCCUGUUCGCGUAUGAACCCAUGCGAGAGUGUUUUUAUGUGUAAAUUUGUUGUGUGUGCAGGAGUCAAAUCCUAUUUAUUCAUAAAAGCUCUUUUUAACAACAGGCAUGUCACAGAGAGCUUUGAUGAGAACAAAGGAGGCAAAUUCAGAUGAAGACUAGAGAGAAACAAAAGAGCAAGUAUAGUGUAGGUCUUUUGUGAGUGUGUGUUUGUGAGCUUGAUGGAAGUGAGGUUUAGUUUUGAGUCAGAGGCAGCAGCAAAAGCCGAAGUCUGAGAGUGUGUAGGAUGAACCUCCUACCAAGUCCCUCCCUGUCUCUCAUAAACCGUCUUUCCCCGUCAAUUUCUUCUUCUCUUCUGUCAAACCCAUAAUUAUAAAUUGAUUAAUGAUUAAUCCUUUAACCUGACCCAGUCAAUCCAUUGAUUUAACAGGUAAAACCUGUGGAAAGCAAGCCAUCAGACAGUACAAAGGCAGCAUAUAGCACCCACUAUAUAAUCUGUAUGUGCUGCAUCCAUGCCUGUUAGUGUGUAUAUUUGUGUACAUGCAUAUAUAUGUGUGUAUGCAUGUUUGUAUCACUCACAGUGAUUAAAGCAAGUGGGCGGCAGCAGCAACUGGUCUGCCUGUGUGGCUCUGCAUAGCAGACAUGUUUCUCACUGCUAGAUAUUACUCAUUUCCUCAGCCCUUUGCACACACAAGCACACACACACACUUGACACACACAAACGCUCACAUACACAACAGUCACAGAGACGGAUAGCUGUUCUUUCCCUCAGUUUGGUGGGCUCGCUGGUGUUAUUUCAUGCAUACACAGAUCAGAGGCAGCGUGUAGCUGGAGGCUGCUGCUCUCUGCGGGUGUUGUAGCUGGCAGUGGUGCUGCCGUGAAGGAGCAGUGUGGAGCUGAGGAGUGGGUUGACCCCGCUGGGAGGACUGGAAUAUGAAUGACUGCCAACACUGGGACGCCUGCUCAGCCCGCACUAAGGUGAGUGGUGCUUCAAUACAAAAGAAUCAACAGUGAAUUGACAGUGAUGCUGUGGAGCAGCCUUCCCCUCUGUCUGCGCCCCUCGUUUUCCCGUGAGGCCCAUGUGACCUAGCCAACACCCACGCACUGGGGGCCCCAACUGCCGCUGGAGCCUACCCAUGAAUCCCAGCCCCGAUCGCGGCCAAGAGUGCCUCCCCCCUAAGAAGAGGGAGUCUCGGCAAGGAUCGACUGAACACCACAUCCCCCUGGACGAGUUUAAACCCCCUGUGCCGUUCCGGAGUCGGUCCACCGGAGGGGGAGGGGACGGAGGCAGGGAGGCCAGCGACAGGGAGCGAGCUCUGGUUAACCCAAACCCCCAUCUCCUUCAUACUCCUCCACCGCUCCCUGCUCCAGCGCCAGGCCUCCCCUUGCCACUACCUUGGCACUUGAGCUAUUCCCCCUCUGUCUCUCUUCCCCUCUUUCCAGGGUCGGUUAGUGAGAGGAGGGGCUCGGGGUCUCCUGCCUGGAGAGAUGAUCCUCUCUCCUUACCCCUGCCCCACCACUCCAGGUGGCUCAGAGGAGAAGGGCCCCUCGCCUUGCCACCUUCCCCAUCCUCCUCCUCUGCCUCCUCCUUUAAGACUCCCUUUCCGGCAGAUUCCAGAGAGAUGUGGUCCUACAUCAACAGCGGCCGGCGUGAGAAUAGCUCAUCUCUCUUCUCCCCAUCGUACUUGUUUAGCCACCACUCGCUCUACACUCAAGAACCGAGCUUGGUCGAAGCCCGACAUCGGUACCUGGGCAAGAGGCCCAACGGCCUGGAUGGGCCGGGCAGCAGGACUGCUUCAACUUCCAGGCCUCUGCUCACAGGAGAAUACGGAAACGAUAGCAGCAGAAGCAGGCUGGACAUCAGUCCUCACAGCUCUCACACCAACGGAGGAAGGAGACAGCAGGAAGAUCUAACAUCCCGAGUCCAUUCUGGAGGGCCUUUUUUGUCAGAUUCUCAAUCUCAGGAGGGCUCUGAGCUACAUUCCUCACUGCAGGACAGACAUGGUAUAGUUAAGACCAGCUCAAAUCUACUCUCCACUAGUCCUCUUCCCCUUGGGCCAGUCCCUAGGCCCAGUAGAGGGGGGCUAUUGGAUCCCCUUGGGGCUACACCAGCUGAAGCCCAGAUCUACUACUCUCUGGGAUCAGUUUGCCACCCCGGCCCUCAGGCCCAGACUUUUCCACUCUACAGCCCCUCAGGAACGCCUCUUUACAACCUGCACAGGGAGCCAGGCCACAGGCAGCACAACCUUAGAAACUCACCACACUCCCCCGUCGGCCUGCCCAACAGCCACGACAGGUCUCAGAGAGAGCCAGACAGAGACAGAGACAGAGACAGAGACAAGGUCCCACAGAGGGACAGGGAACGAGGGAAAGACAAAGAAAAGCACCUUCAACUCGACCAAGAAAGAGACAGUGAGCGAGAGAGACGACGGGACAGAGAACGAGAUCGAGGGAGAGAGUCAUCUCCUUCCCAUGUUCGCACCUCACCCCCUGACCUUCACCCAUCUCCCCCCACGCUCCUACCUCACUUCACCAAGGGGUCUCUGAUUGAGUUAGCCAGCGGCAGGUUGAAGAGGGUGGAGGAGCUGCGGACAGAGGACUUCCUCAGGAGCGCGGACACUUCUCCGGAGUUUCACCUCAGCACCUGCACCGUGCUGCUGAUUUCUCCCAGCAGUGCUCAGGGCUUCAGCCACCUGCAUGUCCACCUUACAGACCUCAACACUCAGGAGUUACUGAAGGUCUUGGUGGAGUAUCCAUUCUUUGUGCAGGACCGGGGCUGGUCAUCUUGCUGUCCCCAGAGAACCUCACAGCUGUACGGCCUGCACUGCCGCCAGCUGGUUGAGGGGGAUGUCUGCCUGGCUCUCACCCCCACGCCCAACCAAACCCACCGGAAUCACCCGCGUACCAGCUCCAGGGCCCACCAUCGAGCGCACGUCCCCUCCAGGGCGACGGCGGAGUCGAGCAGCUCACACAGGGACGAGAUGCCCCCUCCACCUCCCCCUCCUCCUCUCCCUCAACACCCACCUCCGACGACCGUGCCAGCCCCUCCUCCUCGUGCUCAGGAUGCAGAGCCCCCUCUUCAGGAGCAGCCGCGUCAACGCAAGCGGCGAUGGUCUGCCCCGGACCUCCUCCCCUCAAGUGGAACUGAUGAAAGUCUCCUGGAUUUACCUCAUGGCUCAAAGCUGAUGAAGUGGCAGUAAAAAAAAACACACAAAAAAAAAAAACAUGGAAAUGCACAUGUAUACACGCAUACUUCUACACACAUAAGCACACACACACCCUCCUUGUCUCUGUUGCACCCACCAACACAAACAAUGGAGAGACCUCAAGGCAGGGUUGCAGGGAAGGAAUAAAAAAUAGAAAACACAAUUAACGGGUGUCCACACUGCUGCCCAAAAGAUUAACCUCGUCCGCCAUAUUCUGCCCUUCUUUCCUUUCGCUCCUUUCCUUUCUUCCUUCCCUUCUUCUCCUAGACUAUACUUAGCAAAGCCCUGAAAGGAGCAGCAGCUGAAGAAUCUCUGGAAAGCUCCUUACAGACACACUGAAGACAUUUAGUGAGACAAUCAAGCACUUGUCUGUGUUCACUCUGUUUUUGUAAUGGUUGUCCAGCACACCUACUUACUGACAGUGUUAUCUGCAGGGUAUCGAUUCUCAAUCAGUGUUAUGAAAGUAAGCCCUACUGAUGAAGUGCAGAUAUAUAUAUGAACAAAAAGUUGACUAUAUAUAUAUUACAUGACAAAUGUUAUAUACAGUAAAUAUGCUAAACAGAUUAAAUGCAAUCUCUGUCAGUUUUGCAAAUGCAUUUUGUUUUUUCUUAAUUUUCUUGCUUUUGAGCCGAUGGCUACCUGUCAGCCUCGGCAGGCAAGGUGAAUGUACGAGCAACUCUUCGCCUUUUUUUAAUCCUCAUCACUGGGAGUCAUUUCAAACAAUUGUUCGUCAAGGCAUUACCCUCCAAUAUGUUCUUAACAUCUGAGAAAGGGAGAACACUAAUGAAACUGCGUAACAGACAAUCCCGCCCACACAGACAGGUCUGUGCCACAUCACCUCGACACUCACGGUGUUUUUCCAUUAAAAAGUGAAUGAUGGAAAGAGUGAAAAAAAAACAUAAAAUAAAAAAAUACAAAGUACAGCAUGGCUUAAGAGUAAUGGUGCUAAUAACACGUUGGAACAUGAUGCUUUGUGAAUACUCUUGACCCCUGUGUACUGUACACUUCUGUUCCCAUCUCAUUUUUUUAUGUACUGUAUUUGUUUGAAGGCAGGGAAAACGAUGAAAGUAUUUUAAACUCAGAUACGGGUAUCUCCUCUGAUUCAGCACACUCUCUCACUUUAGUUUUUGUGUUUUUUUAUUUUGUUUUCAAAAAGAAAACCUUACCUGUUGAUUUUUUUUCUUUUUAAAUGUUAUA